This is a messenger RNA of Salarias fasciatus (jewelled blenny), 3181 nucleotides long. RefSeq names its product F-box and WD repeat domain containing 11a (gene fbxw11a). Bases 87 to 1772 code for a protein of 561 amino acids. Gene Ontology annotation, molecular function: protein dimerization activity. The transcript is spliced from 14 exons. Lineage: Eukaryota; Metazoa; Chordata; Actinopteri; Blenniiformes; Blenniidae. The record is from RefSeq and is a predicted model, not a curated record.
GAGUGAAUGACGUCUCUGAAUUUGCGGGCCGCCGACGCAGGGCUGGGUUUCCAUUUUCAUAGCGAGUUUCGGGGGGGAUCGUCAACAUGGAGCCGGAGAUAGAUGACAAAACGGUGGAACUGAUGUGCUCUGUGCCUCGCUCUCUCUGGCUGGGCUGCUCCUCGGUGGCUGAGAGUUUGUGUGCACUCAGGUGCCUGCAGAGCAUCCCCUCCACCCGGGCUCACAACCAGAACACAUCAGGGAUGGAGUCGCCGAACCUCGACGACCUGUCGCCAAAGAAGAACACAGUUCUCAAGCUUAGUAACGGCCCUGUCGUUGGGUCCCGCAAACGUCCGUCGGAGGGGAACUAUGAGAAGGAGAAGGAGCACUGCAUCGCCCUGUUUGACCAGUGGUCGGAGGCCGACCAGGUGGAGUUCGUCGAGCGCUUGAUUUCCCGUAUGUGCCACUACCAGCACGGCCACAUCAACUCCUACCUCAAACCCAUGCUGCAGAGGGAUUUCAUCACUGCGCUGCCAGCCCAAGGCCUGGAUCACAUAGCGGAGAACAUCCUGUCGUUCCUGGACGCGCGCUCGCUGUGCUCGGCGGAGCUGGUGUGUAAGGAAUGGCAGAGGGUCAUCUCUGAGGGUAUGCUGUGGAAGAAGCUCAUUGAACGCAUGGUCCGAACUGACCCUCUCUGGAAAGGCCUGUCAGAGAGACACCAGUGGGAGAAAUAUUUGUUCAAAAACCGCACGUCAGAAGUUCCACCCAACUCCUAUUAUCACUCCCUUUAUCCCAAGAUCAUUCAAGACAUAGAGACUAUUGAGGCUAAUUGGCGAUGUGGCAGACACAACUUGCAGAGGAUUCAGUGUCGCUCAGAAAACAGUAAAGGUGUUUACUGCCUGCAGUACGACGACGAUAAGAUCAUCAGUGGCCUUAGGGACAAUUCCAUCAAGAUCUGGGACAAGCAGUCUCUGGAGUGUCUGAAGAUAUUGACCGGUCACACAGGCUCAGUAUUGUGUCUUCAGUAUGACGAAAGGGUCAUUGUCACCGGGAGUUCUGACUCGACUGUCAGGGUGUGGGAGGUGACGACGGGUGAGGUACUGAACACACUGAUCCAUCACAACGAGGCAGUUCUCCACCUGCGCUUCGCCAACGGCCUGAUGGUCACUUGCUCCAAGGACCGUUCGAUUGCAGUCUGGGACAUGGCUUCGCCGACUGACAUCGGCCUACGCCGUGUCCUGGUGGGGCAUCGAGCUGCUGUCAACGUGGUCGACUUUGACGACAAAUACAUUGUGUCCGCCUCAGGGGACCGUACUAUCAAGGUAUGGAGCACCAGCACAUGUGAGUUUGUCCGAACUCUAAAUGGUCAUAAGCGGGGAAUCGCGUGUCUACAGUACAGAGAUCGCCUGGUGGUCAGCGGCUCAUCUGACAACACAAUCCGGUUAUGGGACAUAGAGUGUGGGGCGUGUUUGCGAGUGCUGGAAGGUCACGAGGAGUUGGUGCGCUGCAUUCGCUUCGACAACAAGAGGAUUGUCAGUGGCGCCUACGACGGGAAAAUUAAGGUGUGGGACCUGCAAGCAGCCUUGGACCCACGAGCCCCUGCCAGCACAUUAUGCCUGCGUACUCUAGUGGAGCACUCCGGCCGUGUGUUCCGCCUGCAGUUCGAUGAGUUUCAGAUCAUCAGCAGUUCUCACGACGACACCAUCCUGAUCUGGGACUUCCUGAACGUCUCAACCAACGGCCAGUCAGAGGGACGGUCUCCUUCCCGGACCUACACCUAUAUUUCUAGAUAGCAGGUGGCGCCAUCCACUGCAUCCUUUCUUGGAGGAACCCAGGGCUGAUUGGCUGAUGGAUGCGUCUGUCAGGGAAAGGAGCCCAUCUCUUCUCCUUCCUCCUUGUCAUCUCUCUGUCCAUCUCCCACCCAGCCCCCCCCCCCCCCCCCCCGACCCCACGCCACCCUACCACCACUGCUACCCACCCCGGCCGUUCUGACAGACUUUCAGCUUGUGCCCGUUGCCUCCCACUACAGACAUACACACACAGUCAACACUGAGUUUUCCCCAACUACAGAAUCAACAUGACUCUCCCAAGAAGCUCACCUUAUGACUCUUAAUUUAUGUUUUUGUAAAGUACACUAUUGACAGUAUUAACCUAGACCUGAAAUAAGUCACAAGCGCUUUUUGUCCUUUUGAUCCAAACUUAAAGCAGCUUCUGCUCCUCAGUUUUCAGCCCCUGUCAAAACAGCUUUCCACAGACACAGGAUUGCUAAUAGUUAUAUAUUUAUAAAUAUCUCUCACGCACACGCACACACACGCACACACACACACACACACACAAACAUACAUACACAAACACACACUCACACAGUACGGAACAGUGGCACAGUUGGACAGAGGAUGACCGGAGCUGUGAUUCGGGAGACAGAGACUCUUUUUACUCGGCUCCAGGGAAGAAGGGAAGGAUGGGAGGUGGAGGGAGAGAAUGAGGGAGAAAUGGGUUUGGGAUAACGUCCCCGCUCCCUCUCACUCCCUCUCACUCCUCCCUGACUCUUUCUCUCUAUCUCUCUCUCUCCCUCUCUUCACUCCCCCCCCCCCCCCCCCCCCCCCCCCCCCUGCUCCCUCGCCCCCAAAGAUGCACAUUCACUUGGAAAAAGGGGGUGCACACACUCAAGUUUGCGGGAGUGUGUUUGUUUAUGUGGACUUUGUGAGAAAUGGCAGAAGAGAGCCGAAGCGUCAGACAGACAUGCAUGUGAGGUUGCCUUGGAUACAGCAUCCCGGCAGACCUCUGCUUUUUUUUUUUCUCCUCUUUAACUCUUACUUUCUUACUGUUUUUUUUUAUUACUGUUAUUUUCUAAAUUUAUUUGAGUAUUUUGGUUCUUAGUACAAAAGUCAUACUAAGCGUAGUCCUCUUUCUCUCCCCCUGGCCCUUUCUCUCUCUCUCUUUGUCUCUCACUGUCUUUUUCCCCUCAUUCUUUCCUCUAACCCUUGUUCAUCUGUCCCUUCCACUCGAUCGUUCUCUCCCACAUCACGUGCUUGCUUUGGUUAUGAGAGAAGCUGGAAUUCAAGAGCUCAAAUUUAGCUGUAAACGGAGUUGUCUUGUCAAAAAUUGUGUUGUAUAUUAAAAAUGAUUUUUUAAAGAAAAUGAUCUUAUUGUGAAUAAAGUACUUGACAGUGGUGGAGUGUUGAGCCAACUGUAACAUGAA